Molecule: messenger RNA, 429 nt
Organism: Monoraphidium neglectum
Lineage: Eukaryota; Viridiplantae; Chlorophyta; Chlorophyceae; Sphaeropleales; Selenastraceae
Exons: 2
Coding region: 1-429 (142 amino acids)
Source: RefSeq, a predicted model, not a curated record
AUGGAGGUCCACGCCCGCAUCAUCAACGCCGGCCUCGACAAGGAUGAAUCGCAGCUUCCCCCCGGCUACCGCUUCUACUCGUCCAUCCCCAAGGCGCCCCCGAACUGCAGCUGGCGGUGGGACAUAGAGACGCAGCUGUGGGCGUCGUUCGACAAGGGCGGGGCCAAGUGCAGCGACCUGACUGAUGGCUUGAAGUACGCGGUGGGAAUUACCCACCUGCCCACGGGCUGGGAGAUUGGCUACAACCAUUUCGUGGGCCGCCUCGGCAUGAAGCUGCCGGAGACCGCCCGGCUGCUGGCAAGAAGCUGGCCGGACACCUACUCGUUCAGCUGGGGCCUGGGGACGCUGACUCAUGCUGACAGCGCGUCGCAGCUCUGGAGGUCUGGGCUCAAGGCGUCCGCGCUCUGCAAGAAGAGCGCGGCGGGCUAG